Messenger RNA from Sander lucioperca (pikeperch), 1459 nucleotides. RefSeq lists its product as uncharacterized. Lineage: Eukaryota; Metazoa; Chordata; Actinopteri; Perciformes; Percidae. The transcript is spliced from 3 exons. The record is from RefSeq and is a predicted model, not a curated record. The coding region runs from base 175 to 864 and encodes 229 amino acids.
UGAAAAUCCUUGCUCCUGACUGCUUUUACCGGGCCAGUAAAUACUGAUUCACAUCACAUGUAACAGGCUGCAGUCUGCAGACUCAUUUUUUCCGACGACUUCAGGAACCGAAGGAGCGUCGCAGAACUCACAGCCUGCUUCGUCGCUUGGGUUUCUUUGCAAGCCAGAUUGGAGAUGCUACAGGGGGCAGUGAGCAGGGCCGUGCUCUGCCUGUCCUGCUCCCUCCUGCUGGGGGUCUGCUUCCCAGCACAGGGUGCCAGGGCAGCGGGGCCUCUUCCUACUUUUCCCCCUGAACAUGAGUCUGGGGAACCAUACCUUGAGGAUUGGGAGUGGGGUUCUGGAUCAUCUCUUCUGCACCUGCUUCACAGCUUCCCUGCUGACAGCCCCUUCAUAACAGAGACCCCAGGAAAACCAGUCAACUGCACCCAGCGCUUCUGGUUACCACCGUCCUCUCCAAUCUGCUGGGAAAACAUAGCUGGACCUGAGGAGUUUGCCAGGUCCCGUCUGCUUGUUCUCCAAAACAGGGCUGCCCUGCAGGCUGUGUCCACCACCAGUGGGUUGGAGGAGGGAGGGAUCUCCUACGAACACCAAGCCAGAGAGGAGGUCCAGGGGAUCCAUUCAGACCACCUGGAUGUGGUAGAAACUAUACAGACCAUGGAAAAGGUGUUUGCCUCUCUGAAGGAGACGAGGAAAGAGGGAAAGGAGCAGGGGGUACUCACUAGCAUGAAGGAGCAUCUUGCCAACACAAGGGACGCCAUAGAUGGAAGAGAGCACAUGGCAAACAUCCUAGAGAAUCAUUUUUCUACUUUAGAAAAUACUCUGCUUAACAUACAGCUUCGACUCAACAAACUCAUCCAACAGUGACACUGACAACCACUUGCCUUAUUUGUGCUGUAUUUAUAUAUUCAUGUAACAAUGUAGCAAAUGUAUGCAUGCUCAGGAUUAUGUUAGUCCAUAGUAUGAGGACAAAACACACAAUGCACAUGAUAUGCACCUUAUGUCAUCAUAGCACCUAAAAGUGGCAUGUGUAAACUGGAAUCGGAUAAAUAAAUCUCACAUUAUCAGGGAGAGUUAAACAUGUAGCUGUUAAUCACAUUUUAUAUUUCCACUUAGCAGAUAUGUUUCACAUGGAGAUUUCAUGAUCCCGCUAUCAGCCUCUAGCUUGGAACAGAACUGACCUGUUUAACAUGUCAUUCGACAUUUAUACACUGCAUUUACAUACGUCUAUUUCUCCAAAGUUGUGGUGUAAAAUACAUGCAGUGCAACAUGAAUAUCAGACAGCAUGAAUCUUUAUUUUAAUAUCAAAUCUAAACAAUGUCUAAAUGCAUGAGGAUGAUGCGUUGUAAGGUGGUCAGCUGAUAUAUACACUUUAAAUAUUCACAUCUAUUAAGCUUGAGUGUGAAUUUGUAUUUGGAACGACGCAUGUUCGGUUGCUUUGUAGUGAAGCUGGAAAAAAAAA